GCGCCAGAGUCCGGGCGAGGAUCCCGGGCGCUGACUGGCGGCGCCCGGCGGCCCUCCUUCUCCGCGCCACUUCCUCGGCCGAGCCCGCCCAGGCCUCGCCUCUCGCCCAGGAAGAAGCACCAUGAGCGGCGCCGCGCUGCUGCUGAGGCUCCCGGCGGCCGCCGCCGCCCCGCGCCUCUCGCGGUGGACCAGCAGCCGCCGCUGCUGGAGCAGCGAGCCGUGCGCCCCUCAGGCGAGCCCGGUGCGGAUCGGCUGCGCCUCGGGCUUCUGGGGAGACACGGCGGCCUCAGUUCCUCAGCUACUCUAUGGAGGGAAACUGGAUUUCCUGGUUUUUGAUUACCUUUCUGAAAUUACAAUGUCUCUACUAGCUACUGCCAAAGCUAGAUCUCCAGAUUUAGGAUAUACUCCUGAUUUUGUAUUAACUGCUAUGGCUCCAUAUAUAAAGGACAUACAUAGGAAAGGUGUUCGUGUGGUCAGCAAUGCUGGUGGAAUGAAUCCACUUGUCUGUGCUUCUGCACUCCAAGAAGUGGCCAGAAAAGCUGGUGUCGACUUGAAGAUUGCUGCUAUUACUGGUGAUGAUUUAAUGGGAGAGUUAAACAGCAUCAAAGAAUAUGCCUCAAAAGAGGAGAAUGGGAAGCCGUUUCCAGAAAACAUUCACAGCAUGAAUGUAUAUCUUGGUGCAAGGCCAAUAAGCAGAGCUCUUGACUUAGGAGCAGACAUUGUGGUGACAGGAAGAUGUGUUGACAGUAGCCUUGUAUUGGGACCACUAAUUCAUUCUUUUGGCUGGAAGAGAGAUGAAUUCGGCCUUUUAGCAUCUGGAAGUCUUGCAGGCCAUCUGAUUGAAUGCGGUGCUCAAUGUACAGGCGGAAUAUUUACUGAUUGGCAUAAGGUACCAGACUGGCAUAACAUCGGUUUUCCCAUAGUAGAAUGUUCUUCUGAUGGAAGUUUUAUUGUAUCCAAACCACCUAACACAGGAGGCCUCUUGUCUUUUGGCACGGUGGCAGAACAGUUGGUAUAUGAAAUUGGUAAUCCUAAGGAAUAUCUCCUGCCAGAUGUCACAUGUGACUUCUCUCAAGUUUCCCUUGCUGAAAUCCCAGGUAUUGAAGGUGGUGCAGUGAAAGUUCAGGGAGCAAAAGGAUUGCCUCCAUCAACAUUUUACAAGGUAAAUGCUACGUACCUUGAUGGAUUCAGAGCUACAGCUUGCUGCCCAGUAGGAGGACCAAAGGCAAUAGAAAAAGCAAGAAGAACUGCUGAAAGUAUUUUGAAAAGGACACGCAUGAUGUUUGAUCAGCUGGGAUAUGAGGACUACAGCAAAAUUAACCUACAGAUUUUAGGUUCUGAGGAAACGUACGGACCGCACGCCAAAAGGAGCACAGACGAUGGUCCACGGGAAGUAGUUAUUUGGCUUGCCGUACUUCAUAAGCAGAAAAAGGCAGUGGAAAUCUUUUCCAGAGAGAUUGCUCCAGCUGGAACAGGAAUGGCACCUGGUCUCACUGGAAUAGUUGGAGGACGUCCAAAAGUAUCGCCAGUUCUGAAGCCAUUUUUCUUUCUUUAUCCAAAAAAGAAUGUCAAGAUUGACAUAUUUAUCAAUGGGCUACAUGUUGAAACAUAUGAGGAGGAUCUUUCGUUCACUUCAGAUGCAGCAAUUUCACAUGAUGAGCCCAUGACUCAGGAAGAGUUAAAAGAUCUACCAAGUGGUCCACAUAUAUAUCGUCUGGAAGAACUUGCCUAUACCAGAAGUGGGGACAAAGGCAAUUCUGCAAACAUAGGUGUAGUAGCCCGACAUCCACUGUACUAUCCAUACCUCAAGAAAGCACUAACUGCUCAGACUAUAGAAGGGUAUUUCCAACAUCUUUUAGAGAAGGAACAGUCUGAAGAGAGCUCGGUCACAAGAUAUGAAAUGCCAGGAAUACAUGGAUUGAACUUUGUUCUGAAAAAUGCCCUGGGUGGCGGUGGCACUGCAUCUCUGAGAAGUGACCCACAAGGCAAGGCGUAUGGGCAGAUGCUGUUGGACUUCCAGAUUAAAAAUGUACCAGAUUUAAAAUCUUUGAUAGAAUAACAAAUCUUUGGCCUCAUUCAGCUUUCAAACAACGUCAAACACAUAUCAACCCAGAAGCACAUGAUUCAUUCAAAAAUCAAGAAACCACCGAAACGUUUUGGUGGCAAUUACCAGUUAAAACGUUCAGCUAACGCCUAUGCACAGAUAAGGAAAUGUUCUGAGUAAUGCCAGAUUUGUUGUUUUGAAAGUGACUGGUAUUUCCUGUCUACUGCAUUGGAUGAAGAGCCUAUUUAUUUCCUGUUAAUAUAAUUAAGCAAUAAAUUUUGGAAUAUCUUUCUGAGAGAUAACCACUGUUCCCCCCCCCAAAAAAAAUGCAUGUCCUUCACUGCUUUUUGGUACAGCAGUAGCUCUAGCAGCACUGUAAUAUAGAGUUUGCUACCAUUAAAUCAUUGUUAUUUGUUUGCAGAUAGAUGCUACUUUAUGGGAUCCAGGAAUUGUUAUUGCCUCAGUCUGCAGGAGGUCUAAUUAUACUAGCAACUCAGAAACACAUGAUUUUUAAUGCUUGCUCAGUCUUGUUUGCUUCUUUCAUCUUUCAUGGUUACUGAAACUUAGCUUCUACAUUAGCACUGCUUUCGUUGGAGGCUUCCAAAUUCCUAUUUGGAUUUAAAAACAAAACAUGUGUUGUGUCCCAGCCUCCCCCAACCUGGUUCCCUCCAGAUGUUUUGAACUUCAGCUCUCAUCGGCCUUAGCCAGCAUACGGUAGUUCCAUGGUAAAUGGAUCAGGGAGGAUAGGCUUUUUUUAUCUAAAACAUCUGGAAAGAACCAGGUUGGAAAAGGCUUGGUUUCAAAAUGUUGCAUCAGUGGUUCAAAGUGUGCAACCAGUUGGGUAUGUAUAUUCAGUAAAUGGUGUAGUAUCUAUUUUAAGUCAACGUGCAGCAAGAUAAAUGAUACGUUAUACAGCUAAUGAAGAAUCACUCUGGAUUUCUCCAGAUGCUGUUGAGCUAUUCCAUACUCUUGAAUUGGUUUCCCAAUUGGUCAGGAAGAGGCAAUUGAAAGGAAGGUAAUCAGACAAGACGAGCAAUUUGAAGUUUCAAUGAUUGCACAUCCAUUGGGAGUUAAAACUUCAUGAGACAACGUAGAAUGCACUCCCCCUGAAUGCACUUUAAUGUAAGUUUUAUUAACAAUGGCAACAAUCCAAAGAACUUAUUUAGAUCAGCCUAAAGAUGGGGGCAAGCCGGGUGAUAUUUUGUAUCCCACCCCCUUUGAUAGAAUCGUAGAAUCAUAGUGUUGGAGGGGACCCCAAGAGUCAUCUAGUCCAACCCUUUGCAAUGCAGGAAUCUCAAGUCAAUCAUACAUGACCACUGGUCAUCCAACCUCCAAGGAAGGUGAGUCCAUCACCUCUCAUAGAAGUCUGCUCCACUGUCAAACAGCUCUUACUGUCAGAGAGUUCUUCCUGAUGUAUAAUCGGAAUCUCCUUCUUGUAACUUGAAGCCAUUAGUUUGGAUGCUAGCCUGCAUCUUCCGUGUGACAGCCCUUUAGAUAUUUAAAGCAAGCACACCAGCACGCCAUGUAACAAGCUGCUUUUGAAACUCUUUCCUUGCUUUGUCAUGGCAAGGUUGGGUGGGUGGACAAAACUGAAGACCCAUAAAUACAAGCAAGCCCUUGGACAUGUUGAACUAGUAGCUUGGUUCUUUGGAUGUUGGCUAAUGAACUUGAAGGUCACAUUUGAUGGCUGGUACAAUGUGUUAAAAAGAUACUACCUCCAGAUAAGUCCACAUGGGGACAGACCCUGAAUACUGGGAAGUGGUUGCUUAUCCUACUUGUACAAACGAUCGCCUUUAGCUAGGGAUGGGGAACCUGGGGGCCUCCUGGUGUUGCUGAACGGCAUAUCCCAUUAUGCCUAGCUAUUGGCCAUGCUGGCUGAGGCUGAUGAUGUCCAGAAAUGUCUGGAAGGCCACAGGUUUCCCCUUCCUGCCUUAACCUUUAUUUGGAAUUGACCAAAUAUUAGCUUAGAGUAGUCUGUGCUAACCUGGUGCAGUGUAGGUGUUUUCGACUACAACUCCCAUCAGCAACAGGUUGGCAUGGGCUGGUUAAGAGUCCAGGCGUCAGAAAUCCGAUCCAUUCAUUCUGUAGUACAGUGAAGAAUGGUAUACAAGUGCAUUCUUCACUGAAAAUGACAGUACAGUUUUUUAUUUUGAUUUUUUUUAUUUUAUUUUUAGAAUUAUUAUUUGUAGCUGUUAAGUGCUUGAAUUUUUUUUAUAUAUAUAACACUAGUUUGGACUAUGUUAACUUUUCCAGAACUUGUAGACACAUAUUAAAUUCAAGACCUGUACACAGAUUUUGCACAUUUGUUCCUCCAGAACAGCAUACAAGCCACUGUUUAUCAAGAUUACAUUUGAAUAUGUUGAUCGGACUUUGGACUUGACAUUGAGGCUUCUGUACAGAACUAAUAAAAGUAGGGAGUACACCCGGGUGUAGUCCCAUCUUCAUUACUGAAAAGUGGUACACAUAAUUUUAGUGUUAAAUAAAUGUUAAAUGG
This is a messenger RNA of Podarcis raffonei (Aeolian wall lizard), 4538 nucleotides long. RefSeq lists its product as uncharacterized. The transcript is spliced from 20 exons. Lineage: Eukaryota; Metazoa; Chordata; Lepidosauria; Squamata; Lacertidae. Bases 122 to 2059 code for a protein of 645 amino acids. The record is from RefSeq and is a predicted model, not a curated record.